UUAAGCAGAAACCCACUCCAAAAUGACAAAGAUGAACAACUUCCCUUCCGAUUAUAAACUCUGCCACUCCAAUUGCUUUUACUUUAUUUCAGUUUCUGAGAUGAUUUGCUCGUCUUCUCUGCUUCAUGGGUCUGAAGAAUCCUUGCCUUAUCAGAUUGCGUGCCUCUUGAGGAUUAUCGCUUUGCUGAUUAUGGUCAGGCGCCAGAUGCAUUGCCAUCUCUGGCAGCUAUCAAGUCUCAAUCGCAUGUUCAUGGAUUGCCAGCUUUCUCCUCUUUUGUUGGUUCUCCAUCGUCUCUACAGCAAGGGGGUGACUGCAGUUUAUCACAGACUUACCAUCAACAAUCACAGUUUGAGGAAUUGGCAUUUUGGCAGGUUUUCUCAUGGAUUCAAGCCCUCUCGUGGAUAGAGCAUAACUAGAGCCUACCCUAUUCUGCUGUGUCAGUCAUUGCAGAAGCAGCAAAAUAACAUAGCGCUCCCAGGGAGCCUCUAUUCUCAGCCACUGCAGCAGCAUCCCAGAUUCAUUGAGCCUCUAAAGCCAUCACACAAGCAGCAUAUAAGCAUGGAGCCACCAUGGAGCAACCAUUCUCAGUUUCAACAGCAGAAUCUCAAUUUCACUGAGCGUCCACUGAAGAUAGGAGAACAAUAUUCUCAAGAAGUUCCUCAUGCCAUCAACCCCUCACCAUAUGAGUCACAAUCACAGCAGUUAAUUCUUCCUGGCUUGAGGAUCAAUGAAGGAAAAUCUGUUAGCCAGAAGCCUCCAACAUUUAGUAGUGGGCAGUAUCUCCCUGAAAGAGGUUUUGACAAAGGGAAAGAGAAGGUAACUUCAUUUUCAACUGAUGUGGACAACUUUACAUAUGCAAUAAAUGAACGACUAGCUCUAGAAUUGUCCAGGAGUGGGGGUCGAUCAAAUGCCUUGUAUUCUGUUAGUCCGGAGCUAGAAUACAUUCAUCAGACUCCUGCUGUGAGAACUGAUGUUACAUUGGAUAGAGAAAUUGAGGAUUCAGGAAGCAAUUCCCUGAUGGAACUCAUGGAGGUGCUAAAAGAAUGUAGCCCUCCAGGACCAGAUAUUCCUGAUCCAUAUGGAGACUCUAAUGGGCCAUUGUUUGAUAUCCCUUUCUUUUCCAGGAUCACCGGGCUUUCUGGCUUGUCAGGUCCUGUUAGCAGUUUGGAGAAUUUCCCUUUGCCAUAUAAUGGCUAA
Messenger RNA from Pistacia vera, 1198 nucleotides. RefSeq lists its product as uncharacterized. The record is from RefSeq and is a predicted model, not a curated record. Lineage: Eukaryota; Viridiplantae; Streptophyta; Magnoliopsida; Sapindales; Anacardiaceae. Bases 560 to 1198 code for a protein of 212 amino acids. The transcript has 6 exons.